AUGCUCCUCUUCGACCGUCAACCUCGCCUUGACCCCACCGUCCUCCUCGUGACUUGCUUACGUCAUCCACCUUCGCCUCCACCUCAGAGAUUUGGCAUUUCGUGGACUUUCCUCGUCCGCCAUCCGGCCGUUCGAGACGUCAUGACGGGUAUCGUUGAAGAUAGACACAAAGAAAAAGUCUUGGGUGCAACAUGUUUGACUACCUACAAGUACUUCUCCUUUCCGCCCCUUCUGCUUGGACCUGAAGUUGCGAGGUGGUGCCGCCACGAUCGUUGCCCCCGCUGCCAGCAGCUGCUUCAACUCGCAACACGUCAGCCUGGCCCUGACAGGUCAGACGAGGGAUGA
Messenger RNA from Microbotryum saponariae, 345 nucleotides. NCBI's taxonomy places the organism in Eukaryota, Fungi, Basidiomycota, Microbotryomycetes, Microbotryales, Microbotryaceae. The record is from the annotation of a GenBank genome assembly.